AUGAGCUACCAACAAUCUAGAGGAAUGUCCGGUAACAUGGUGAACCCGAUCAACGAGACCAUGGACAUCAAAGAUCCGUCGCUGGUAUGGCAGCAGAGCGGCCAGUAUUUACCAGACUCUGGCAUACAAUCCGGAGGUAGCACCCAGACGCAUUCUAUAACUACCAAAGAAGAUGAUAUGGAGAGGGACCGACUUUUGUUUGAUCUCGAUCAAGGGUUCCCGCAAUCUUUUCCACAUGACCAAGUCGAAGGCAUGAAUCAACAUUUAGGCCAAACGUGUGGUGAAAAUUUAGAAGAUGAAGUGGAAAUGCCCACCCAAUUCAAUGUCAACAGUGCUGCGAAUGUACAAAAUAUGACUGGACCAAGUCAAAUGUUGAAAUAUGCCGUUGUAAAUUUGAUCAACUACCAAGAUAAUGCCGAACUUGCCACCUGGGCUAUUCCAGAAUUAAUAAAGCUGUUGAAUGAUGAAGAUCAAGUUGUUGUAUCACAAGCUGCCGUCAUGGUUUAUCAACUAUCUAACAGAGAAGCUGCGUUGCAUGCAAUUAUAAACAGCCCACAAAUGAUUGGUACAUUAGUUAAAUCUAUAUCAAACAGCAAUGAUUUGGACACCACAAUUGGAGCAGUUGGAACAUUACGAAAUUUGUCUAAUCACCGUCAGGGCUUGUUAGCAAUUUUCAAGAGUGGAGGAAUACCAGCUUUGGUAAAAUUAAUGAGCUCUCCUGUUGUAACCAUUUUACGAGAUGCUGUGAUAACUAUUCAUAAUUUAUUAUUGCAUCAAGAUGGUUCUAAAAUGGCUGUUCGUGUAGCUGGUGGCUUACAAAAAAUGAUUUCUUUAUUGACAUUCAAGUCGAAUAGCCAUUCGAUUACCGUUAAGUUUUUAACUAUCAUCACCGAUUGUCUGCAUAUUUUGGCUUGUGGAAAUCAAGAAAGCAAAUUGAUAAUACUAGCUGCACAAGGACAUGUGGAACUUGUGCGUAUUAUGCGUUCAUAUAAUUAUGAGAAAUUAUUAUGGCUCACUUGUCGUGUUCUUAAAGUUCUUUCUGUGUGCUCACGAAACAAGCCAGCUAUUGUGGAAGCCGGUGGAAUGCAAGCUUUGGCAAUGCAUCUUCAACAUGACAGUCAGCAAUUAGUAUAUAAUGUUUUAUGGACUUUGAGAAACUUAUCAGAUGCAGGAACAAAGGUUGAUGGAUUAGAACAACUAUUGCAAUCGCUAGUUGCAGCAUUGGGUCACACAAAUAUUAAUAUUGUAACUUGUGCUGCUGGAAUAUUAUCGAAUUUGACAUGUAAUAACCAGAGAAAUAAGUUGACCGUAUGCCAGUUUGGAGGUGUUGAAGCUCUUGUACGUGCAAUCAUGAACGCUGGAGACAAUGAGGAGAUAACUAAACCUGCUGUUUGUGCUUUAAGACAUAUAACAUCAGGACAUGCUGAAGUUGAAAGUGCUCAAAAUGCAGUUUGUCGAUCAGGUGGUGCUCAAGUUGUGGCCAAGCUAUUACAACCAUCAUCUCAUUGGCCUCUUAUUAAAGCUGUAAUUGGUUUGAUAAAAAAUAUAGCACAGUGUAAAGCAACUCAUGGGUUACUUCGUGAACAUAAUGCCAUACACAAUUUAGUAGGACUUUCAAUGCGUGCUUUCCAAGAUCUUCAGAAUCAUUCGAAUACUAGUGUAAAACCAGAAGGAGUCCGAAUGGAAGAGGUUAUCGAAUGUGUUAUUGGAACGUUACACAUAUUAGCUAAAGAAUCACAAAGUCGAUCGAUAAUGCGUUCUCAGCAAGGAUUUAUGGCUAUAUUAAUACAGUUACUAUUUAACAACUUUGAAAAUAUACAACGUUUAGCUGCUGACACAUUAAACGAGUUAGCUGCGGAUAAAGAAGGUGCUGAUAUGAUAGAAGCUGAAGGAGGAACUGCCUCGCUUAGUGAAUUAUUACAUUGUGGAAAUGAAGCUCUUGCUACAUGUGCAGCUGCUAUUUUAUCUAGGGUUUCUGAACAUAAAUUACAAAAAUGUCUGUCUAUGGAACUCAGUAACUCAUUAUUUAGCGAAGAUCAAAAUUUAUGGCCAUCUGGUGAUCUUGGUAUAGCACCAGAUCUUCAGGACAUGAUAGGUGCGAACGAGUAUGAUAUGUAUGGUCAAGGAUUGAGCACUGUCUACAGUGGUGUAGGGUCACCCAAACACAGUGCUUCAGGGUAUGACGCGCUACCCUUAGAUUCAAUGGAAGGAUUAGAAAUUUGUCCUCAACAAGAUUCCAGUUAUGGCUCAAUGGAUGUCGAUUUUGUUAUUCAAAAUGAUAUGACUUCUUUGCCACUCUAA
Macrosiphum euphorbiae (potato aphid) is the source of this 2301-nucleotide messenger RNA. NCBI's taxonomy places the organism in Eukaryota, Metazoa, Arthropoda, Insecta, Hemiptera, Aphididae. The record is from the annotation of a GenBank genome assembly.